AUGGGCCCCAAUCUUCUUGGUCGAUUGCGUGCGAUGCAAGCUGAACUGACAUUCAUCCGUCAGGAUAUACAUACUUAUCCAGAGACGGCAAUGAAAGAAGUACGAACCUCUGCUAUGGUUGCUGCUAAACUUAGACAGUGGAGUAUAAAUGUCACUGAAGGAGUGGGCAAGCUAGGUGUAGUUGGCACAUUGAAAAGUAACAAACCAGGUAAUCGUUCUAUUGGCCUGCGUGCUGAUAUGGAUGCUCUUGAAGUCGUUGAGAAAACUGAUGUAUCUUAUGUUUCGACGAUUCCUGGUAUCAUGCAUGCGUGUGGUCACGAUGGACAUACUACAAUGUUACUUGGUGCAGCUAAAUAUCUGGCAGAGAAUCGAGAUUCAUUUUCUGGAACUGUUUAUUUUAUUUUCCAACCUGCUGAAGAAAAACACUAUGGCGCAAUUGCCAUGAUAAAAGAUGAACUUUUUGACCGAUUUCCAAUGGAUGCAAUCUAUGGAUUACAUAAUGCUGUAGGUUUACCUGUUGGACAAUUCGCCAUUCGAUCAGGUCCACUAAUGGCAGCAGCCGAUACUUGGGUUGUUACAUUUCGAGGUACUGGUGGCCAUGGUGCUGCACCACAUUUAGCCACCGAUGUCACUGUGGUGCUAGCAGAAUUCAUUCUAGCAUUACAAACAAUCAUAAGUCAUAACAUUGCACCGACCGAUGCAGCUGUCAUAAGUGUCGGUGCUAUUCAAAGUGGAUUUCUCGAAUCACUGAAUGUGUUACCAUCGGAAGUUCGUGUUGGUGGUACUGUUCGUAGUUUUACUAAAGAGGUCAAAGAUACAAUUGAACGACGUAUGAAUGAGUUGGCAGAUGGUCUUGCUACUAGUUUUGGGUGCAAAGCUGAAGUGAUAUUCAAUCGACAAGGACUUGCACUUGUCAAUGAUGUUCAGGCUACAGAAAGAGCUAUUAGAGCAGCUGAAAGUCUCGUAAGCGCCGAAAACGUCGAUGGAAACACAACACCAACAUCGAAUGCAGAAGAUUUUGCUGAAAUGCUCGAACAGAAACCAGGUGCUUAUAUCUUUAUGGGAAAUGGAAACCAAUCCGGUGAACUUCAUUCGCCAACGUACAACUUCAAUGACGAUACUAUUAUUUUUGGCGUGGGCUAUUGGAUCAGUCUAGUACAACAAGAACUUCAAAAUGAGCUUCAUGUAUCUAUGUUGUAA
Messenger RNA from Rotaria sp. Silwood1, 1200 nucleotides. Lineage: Eukaryota; Metazoa; Rotifera; Eurotatoria; Philodinida; Philodinidae. The record is from the annotation of a GenBank genome assembly.